Messenger RNA from Paramormyrops kingsleyae, 2444 nucleotides. RefSeq names its product tetratricopeptide repeat protein 38. Lineage: Eukaryota; Metazoa; Chordata; Actinopteri; Osteoglossiformes; Mormyridae. The record is from RefSeq and is a predicted model, not a curated record. Gene Ontology annotation, molecular function: protein binding.
CAGGCCCAGGCUUCAGAGUCUUAUAGUCAUACAGGCGAUAUGAACGCUUGUUAAAAUGCAGUGACUUUAAGUUUAAUGUCCUGGUCGCAGAUUCUCCUGUCUGCAUUGUAGCUUUAAAAGCUUUGAAACUGCUGCUCUGCAAAUUUACUGAACAUGUCAGGGAUAAUCGCCAUGCUAGACUGCUAGCAGAAGACAGGACUUCCACGCUGCUUGAUGAACUGAGAGCAGACGAGCAGACAGAAAAACAAGGCUACAGACGUCCCUCUUUCUGCUCGGUCAGACGCUAUUGGCAAAACCCGCCCCGCUACUCCUCUCCAGCCGCCCCCUCUGGGCGGGACUGAUCCUGGGCCGCUUCAGUUAUGGAGUCCGCUGCUUUCAGGGACUGCGGGGCCUGGCAGGCAGAAGGUCUGCCUCUAUCCACCACCAGCAAUGAGGCGUGCAAAAUGUACGAUGCCAUACUUACUCAGUAUGUCACAUGGCGCAAUGACAAAACUCUUGGUGGGAUAGAUGAAUGUAUCUCCAGGGUCCAGAAAAUCGACCCAAACUUUGUGAUGGGUCAUGUGAUCAGCACGGGGUUGGAGCUGGUUGGGACGGGGAGCUCUGUCCUGUUGAACGAAAGGCUGGCCAGCGCCGUCAGGAGGACCAUGGAGCUAGCUGAGAUCCAAAACCUUACUCCCCGAGAGAAAUUGCAUGUCAGCGCUGUGGAGAUGUUCUCCAAGGGGUGCCUUCCCAAAGCGUGCGAUUUGUGGGAGGAGAUCCUGCUGGAGCAUCCCACCGACCUGCUGGCGCUGAAGUUUGCCCACGAUAGCUACUUCUACAUGGGAUAUCAGGUGCAGAUGCGAGACUCAGUGGCCCGGGUCCUGCCCCACUGGAAGCCCUCCAUGCCUCUCUACAGCUACCUUAAAGGAUUAUAUUCCUUUGGGCUUCUGGAGACACGUUUAUAUGACCAGGCAGAAAAGGUUGCAAAAGAGGGCCUGGCCUUAAAUCCUGGCGAUGCUUGGAGUGUCCACUCCAUGGCGCAUGUGCACGAAAUGAGAGCUGAGAUUGACAAGGGCCUGAAGUUUAUGGAAGAUACAGAAAAAAACUGGAAUGCCUGUGACAUGCUUGCCUGCCAUAACUACUGGCACUGGGCCUUGUACUUCAUUGAAAAGGGGGAGUAUGAAUCUGCCCUGGGCAUAUACGACGGGCAGGUGGCGACUCGAUGCCUGUCCUCUGGGGCGAUGCUGGACACCGUGGACGCCUGCUCCUUGCUCUACCGGCUGGGCUUGGAGGGUGUUGCGGUGAAGGAGCGCUCGAGGGAGCUGAUGCGGGUCACGGAGUCGCACACGGAGGACCACGCGCUGAUCUUCAAUGACCUCCACUUUCUCAUGACGUCACUCGGUGCUGGAGAGGAGGGAGCCACUCGCCAACUGCUGGAGUCCCUGCGGGAGCAGGCGGAGACACCGGGAGUUAACCACCAACUUCAGCUGGCCAAGGAUUUGGCACUGCCCAUGUGCCAGGCCCUGAUGGAGUACGAUCAGGGGAACUACGGGCAGGCUGUGGAACUGCUGCGGCCCAUUCGCUACCGCUUCUGCCAGAUAGGGGGCAGUGAUGCGCAGAGGGAUCUUCUCAGUCAGCUGCUUAUUCACGCAGCCAUGAAGUCAGAGAGUCACCAAAGACUGGCCAGGUGCCUGUUGGCCGAACGAGAUGCAGCCAGACCCAACUCCCCGCUCACCGAUCGCCUGAUCCAGAGAGCCAACGCCCUGCAUGCCUAGCAGAGGUCAAAGGUCAAUGAACUACCACAGUGAAGAUCCAGGGCAAGACCAGAGGGACUGUGUAAAAGCAUCUAGUAGAUACUACAGGAGUACUGUGUCUAUCGGCGAAACUCAGAUUAAUCCAGUCUCUUCGAUUACUGCAGUAUUCCGCACUGUUCAGGCCAUUAAUUACCCAUAAAAAUGUUAAUGCAUAAAUCAGCGGUGUUUGAAUAAAUUAACAUGUUUAUGUUAUGCAUAAUUGUUUUGAAUUCAGAUUUCAUGAUAAAAAAAAGCACAAUUUAAGCUUUGGAAAGUACUACUCUGCUUUAAUUGCAGGAAGACGUUUAUAUUGCUUUAAUUUUAAUAUCUUCUGUUCAUUAUAUGGUAAUACUGAACCUGGGUAUUAUUUAAAAUAAUAAUGUAUAGCAAUAUAAAUUAUGUAGCUAUUAUGUGUGUAUGGUAAGCUGCAAUGCACACGGCUGAUGUGUUUUUACUGAGGUUUCAGCAUAGCCCUGAAUAAUGUUUAGUUGACAGUUUCACAUUUUCACCAGGAGUCUUUCAGUGGAACUAGGUCCAGUUAAUGAAUUACCAGGGGUGUAAUCCUGCAUGAUGUCUGUUCCAUUGAUAACCCUUAAACCCUGAACAGAGUUUGGUCUGUGGCAUUGUUCGAUUUCCCCUUCCUAGUGAAAUUAAAGAAUAUUGGGCAAGUGA